Molecule: messenger RNA, 838 nt
Organism: Suillus bovinus
Lineage: Eukaryota; Fungi; Basidiomycota; Agaricomycetes; Boletales; Suillaceae
Exons: 8
Coding region: 155-700 (181 amino acids)
Source: RefSeq, a predicted model, not a curated record
AAUGUUUUCACCCUGGUGCCUUGCCAAGAGUGUCAUACAGGCUCACUGCCUUCGCUAAAAACUCGUCUGACUUGAUAAAUCAAAACCUGAUUUUUCGAUAUAUAUAAAAAGCACAAACAACAGACGAACACUAGUUGUAAUCCCCACCAUCACCAUGCUGCGUCUGUUGUGUAUCGCCCUAUCUCUUUCCUUAUAUCUUCAGCUCGCUGUCGCAGAUGCCUCAACAGUCUUACGAGUUCCACGCCACUUCAAGUCAUCGUCACUAGUACUGACCAAGUCUGUACUAUCAGCCCUCUUGGUUCGGCAAGGAAAGUUCGCUGCUCGACAAGGAUGUCCUGGCGGAUAUCAGCAAUGUACCAACUAUCCCGAUGCAUGUGCCCCAAUUGGCAACUUUUGUUGCAACGACUCGUAUAACUGUCCAGAUGGUACCACCUGCUUCGAUUCCGAAUGUUGUCCUAGUACCGCGCAAACGUGUAAUGGAACUACCUGCUGCAACCCUGGUAGCGAAUGCUGCACCGACGACAGUUGCUGUGAAUCCGGCUACUCCUGCUGUAAUGACUUGACCGGGGGAUGCUGCCCUACUGGAACUACAUGCAUCGCAAACUCUGACCAAUCACAACAACUGGGUCUUCGACAACUUCUUCCCUCACUUCUUCGACAGUUUCGUCCGCAUCGUCUACUACCACUAGCUCGCCGGUAAUUGGUGCUGCUCCUCGCAGUAUCGCACUUGCAUCUGGAAAACAACUCGUGGCCUUGGCUGCAGUUGUUGGUCUUCCGAUUCUCCAUAAUGUCGUCCAGGCAUUGUGAAUACGCAAUAACGCUUCUCUUGUUAUGAUCA